AAUCAUGGCGAGCACGUCGAGGUCUGUUUUCCUAAUUUAUUUUAUUCCUGAUUCGUUAUUAUCGACGUUAUUUAUGUAUUGUACAGCCGAAUAUAUUUAAUAUUUACUAUGAUAUUACGAUUGAGGCGAAUAAGGUGGUGUGCUAUGCGCACCCAGAUGCACCGCUCAUCGAGGAUUACAGGGCUGGGGACAUGAUAUGCUCGGAAUGCGGGCUGGUAGUCGGCGACAGAGUCAUAGACGUGGGUUCCGAAUGGCGUACAUUCAGCAACGAGAAGUCCGGCGUAGACCCAUCUCGUGUUGGUGGACCGGAAAACCCUCUCCUAUCCGGCGGAGACUUAUCCACCAUCAUCGGACCAGGUCGAGGAGAUGCCUCGUUUGACAGUUUCGGAGUAUCAAAGUACCAGAACAGGAGAAACAUUAGCAGCACAGACAGGGCACUGAUUAAUGCGUUCAGGGAAAUCAGUACUAUGGCGGACAGGAUUAAUUUACCGAAAACUAUUGUAGACAGAGCCAACAAUCUCUUUAAACAGGUGCACGAUGGCAAAAACUUGAAGGGCCGAGCGAAUGACGCGAUAGCCUCAGCUUGCCUCUACAUAGCCUGCCGUCAAGAAGGGGUUCCACGUACCUUCAAAGAAAUCUGUGCUGUCAGCAAAAUCAGUAAGAAGGAAAUCGGCAGGUGCUUCAAACUCAUUCUGAAGGCUCUGGAAACAUCUGUGGAGCUGAUUACCACAGCAGACUUCAUGUCUCGGUUCUGUUCAAAUCUGGGACUGCCGAAUUCCGUACAGAGGGCAGCUACACAUAUUGCGAGGAAAGCCGGAGAGCUGGAUAUUGUGUCUGGACGCAGUCCCAUUUCAGUGGCAGCUGCUGCUAUUUACAUGGCUUCACAGGCAUCAGAAGACAAACGCAGCCAGAAAGAAAUAGGUGACAUUGCCGGCGUCGCUGACGUCACAAUCCGUCAAGCUUACAAGCUGAUGUACCCAUUCGCAGCCAAGUUGUUCCCCGAGGACUUCAAGUUCUCAACACCCAUAGAAUUCCUCCCACAAAUGUAAUAGGUACGUUAUAUCCUGUUAGAUGUAAGAAGGUUAUACAAGUGAAUUUGACAGGUCAGGCACACUGACUAUGGUUUAAAAAAAAAAAUGCGCGGGAAAAUCCUUGACGUGAUAUUUUGUCCUAUUUUUUUUUGUUGUUUGGUUGGUAAAAUAAAUCAAAGUAGGAAUAAAUGGCGAAUUCAGACAGCCAUUUUUUCAUAUAGACAAAUGGGAAAUAACACUAUCAAAACUUCAACCAGUAAUCCCAAUGGUCACCCUGGGUUGAGUUAUCCAGCAUUAGUAACACUAAUUUACCUGUAAAAUGAGCCUACUUUAUGCAUAUUCAUUACCCAUAUCUGUCUAUUAUUAAGCUCUUAUGUUUGUGAUCAUAUCAUUUGAAAAAAACCGUAUAUUUAUAUUCAUUAGCUAAUCAUACACAACUUAAUAAGAUUUAUAAAAAAAAAAAAACAGUGUUAAACAAAAAUAAAUGACAAACAGUUAACAGAGUUGACUUGCUGCAAGCAAAGGUGUACGCGAUAACAAUAUCUUAAAAAAAAAACAUUUAUUAUAAUUACACAUUUCAUAUUCAUAAAUGCAUAUUAAUAGUAUUGAAGAAUAGGACUAACAGGACUGUAAUUUAGAGGUGACGAAAAUUAAGAAAAAGACACAAAAGAUGGCGGAUGAUUGUGAAUUUGCGAAGUUUUUAAAGACUUAUCAGCAAAAAUAAUAUCACUGACAAUCGGUUUAUUUAGUAGUAGAGAUGUUUCGUAAAUUAUAAGGCGAGAAACAAAAACUAAAAGAAAUAUAAUCGCAGUUUAUCAUAACGCCAUAAUCUACUGAGAACUUUUGUAAAAUAAAUAAUUUAAUAUUCAUUAAUUUGCCAAUAAAACAGGAGACAUAUUUAUGUAGACUGACACUUGUUAAAAACAUCUAAAUUAGCACAAUUCAUUAACAUUUUUAAACUUGAAUUUUUCCUUUCUUAUGAAUAAGUAGUUUUUGUAAGUGUUAGUGCAGUGUUGGAAAAAAUAUGUUGCGAUGGCUUGUUAUGUGAUUUCUAAGUAUCAUUUCUACGUAGGUGACAGUUGUGUAUUUAUAAUUUAUAUUAUCUGCAUAGCUUGUAGGUCAUUAGUUCGAUAAACUAUCUUUUAUUUUUUCUUGUAGAACCACCUUAGAUUUAUAGUUGGGCAAACAAUGACUAUACUAUGGGAAUAUAUUAAAGCUGAUUAUUUAAUUUGUUGUCUAUAAAGAAAUGACUGCAAUCCAAUGUUAUAAGUGAUAAUAAAAAUAAAAAAAAACGAUUAUAAAUUGCUGAUUUUCAAAAGUCAUUUCAAUAAAGGACCAAUCUUUUUGGCACUGAGAUUUGUAACUCUAUUUAAGGUGUCAUACAUACUUCAAGUUUAAUUAAAACUCCUACUUAAUUUAUAUCGUUAAAGUUUGCCCAAAACUUCUAUAAAAUACUUAAAGUAUUGUACCUGAGCAUUGAUUGCUCUUUAUUCUUAUCCUGGCACUAUCAUUUGUACAAAUAUUCUCUAUAUAAAAUCAAUGCAAAAUAUACUCUACUCUUAUAAGAAUAGAGUUUAUUUUAUACUGGUAUAGAAAUCAAAGUAUUUGAACAAAUAUGUAUGCAAAAGGAGCCACCAUUAUCGUUUAAGUAAAUCAUCAUGGUAUUUUGAAUUAAUUGGCGAUACUAAAGCACGGUUUCACUGGUUACAGAUAAAGUGUCAGUUAAUUAUCUGAUAGUUAAUGCUAUCUGCCAGAUAAACGCUGAUUACUACUUCUGCCAGAUAUUGCUAUCCAAGACAUGUGAAACCCAAAGUUAUUGUCCUGAUAGGCUAUCAGAGACUUUGUCAUUAACCGGUGAAACUGGCCAUAUGACGGUGACCAGUAAAAUGUUCCAUAUAACUGGAUUUCUGCAUAUUCUUUUCUAUCUAGUUUUCCCCAAAUAAUUCAAAAUACUGUUAGUAUUAGAACACGAGGUCUAAACAAACAAUAACAAAAGAUUUAAGACUAAAUUAAUUUCAUGUCUACCUAGGUUAGUUAUUGAGUUUAUGCAUUUUUGGAAUAACAAUAUAAAUUAUAUUUUGUAAGAGUUACUAUGUGAUGCCCAUACCGAGUGUAAUGUUACUAAUCGACCAUAUUUUAGAUAGAAAAGUUGAUAUAAAUAUACAUAUGCAUAUUGCCUUAAUGUUGUACUUUAGAAAAUUUAUCACUACUGAAAUAUAGGGCCAAUAUAUAAAAUCGUACUGUCACAAAAAAGUUCUGUUUGUUUUUUUAAUCUGGCAACUAUUAUACAUACAAAUGUUGUUUGUGGAUUAAAAAGCUCAUAUUUAUCGUAAUUUCAUAUGAAGAUAUAUUUUAUACAUAUACUUACAAUACCACAUCUCCGAAAUAUUUAUAUAAUUUUAAAGGACUUUUUGUGUAGUAAUAUGAUCUCUUUCUUCUUAAUUCGAAUCUUUUGGUCUCGUAGUGUUGCCAGUUCCACAUGAUAGCCGACUGUAACUUUUUGUAAAGAUGUAUCGUUAAUUUUGAAUGUAUGUGUAAUGUAACUAGCCUUAAUUUAGUAAUUAUGAAUAACGCCACAAAAUAAAUGUAUAUUAAGUGAAA
Helicoverpa armigera (cotton bollworm) is the source of this 3632-nucleotide messenger RNA. RefSeq names its product transcription initiation factor IIB (gene TfIIB). Gene Ontology annotation, cellular component: nucleus; transcription preinitiation complex. The coding region runs from base 192 to 1049 and encodes 285 amino acids. Gene Ontology annotation, molecular function: TBP-class protein binding; RNA polymerase II general transcription initiation factor activity. The record is from RefSeq and is a predicted model, not a curated record. The transcript is spliced from 5 exons. Gene Ontology annotation, biological process: transcription initiation at RNA polymerase II promoter; transcription preinitiation complex assembly. Lineage: Eukaryota; Metazoa; Arthropoda; Insecta; Lepidoptera; Noctuidae.